AUGAUUAGACGAACACAGAGUUCACGAAUACUCAUCAAUCGCUUGGCAUCCUAUCCUCCCGAGUCUACAUUGCUCAUAAACAGACGUCAUAGUAUUUUCCAUCAAGAAAUCCACGAAUGUCCAAGGAUAACAAUAAGGUGA
Haemonchus placei is the source of this 141-nucleotide messenger RNA. The record is from the annotation of a GenBank genome assembly. Lineage: Eukaryota; Metazoa; Nematoda; Chromadorea; Rhabditida; Trichostrongylidae.